Penicillium verrucosum is the source of this 1185-nucleotide messenger RNA. RefSeq lists its product as uncharacterized. The transcript has 2 exons. The record is from RefSeq and is a predicted model, not a curated record. Bases 1 to 1185 code for a protein of 394 amino acids. Lineage: Eukaryota; Fungi; Ascomycota; Eurotiomycetes; Eurotiales; Aspergillaceae.
AUGUCCAUCAUCCUUGAAGACAACCAGCCCCCCGGGCUCGUACGUCUCGGUCUGACAUGGUAUCAUGAACUUCCAUUUUUACCCUAUGGAUGGGAGGCAACCAAUGAUCGAGGAUCUGGAUCGCUCAAACAUGCAGCCAUGAGAGCACUCCUGCAGGACCAGUCGGCGCUGAAGCCCGAGCUGUUUGAAUACGUCUCCUGGUAUUUGGCAAAAUACCUUUGGGAUGCCCUCAAAAGCAACAAGCAGACAAUGCACAUGUGGAAAAUAAUGACCAGUGUUUAUCCGGCACAAUUCCACGAGGUUAGUCCUUACUACUGCCUCAAUGCUGGCUGUCCUAAAAUGCCAUUAAGAGACUACAUGGGUAUUCUUAAUAGCGAUGACUUUCGCUGGCGUGCAAUCUUGACGAUUGCAACUACCUACUGCACUGCUACAGACCUGGCUACUAUACCAAACAUAAAGAAUUUGGUUGCUCUGGACGUUUACAGUGAGCCAUAUCCGUCGAAUCUCACCCUAGUGGAACCAGCGCGUGUCAGCAACAACGGCAUGCCCUUGCAAGAUGGGUUUGUGCGUGGUUGGAUUGAAUCAAAAGCACUACAACACCUCCGCAUUCUUAGAUUUUACCACCAACACGAAAUGACAAUUGCGACACUGGAAGCUCUACGUGAGCUGCCAGAGCUACAGCUAGUUGUGGCGUACGAGUGUAAGAUGAUCACCGAAACGAUUCAAGGGUACGAUAGGCCCGCAAAUAACAUCAUUCCCAUAAAGGGAUGGUCGGCCUGCAGACUCGAUUGGUUUUGGGAGGCCCAUGGAACUACAAAGACAAUCGAUGAUAACCUCUUGGCCUUGCUCCAUGUGUACCAGUCUAGUCUCCAAACAUCCGAAGUCGAGGGCUCGAGAAGACCAUCAUCCCUACCCACGAAUCUCUCGAUUUUGGAGUUCAAACUACCAACUGCCGACCACAGCAGAAGAGACAGGGUAGUUGUCCGCUCUCGUUAUAAUGCAAAAUCAAUUGUAUUGUUUACCCGAGAUCCUGUGAAGCAAAAGCUUGAUAUCGAGAAGCAGCAACGUGCAAGGGAGAAGAAGCGGAGCGAGCCACCUGAAAGAGGAGAUCGCCCUGCCAAACGAGCAGUCAUGAAAGAUAGGGGACCAAUGAACAUCUCGGAGACUUUGAACCAGUUCUUUUGA